AUGACCACAAACAUCGACGAGUUGCUCAACUCAAUUUUGAUGGAUGAACGGGUGUACCCUGUGUCGUACAUAUUCAAUUCAAUUUCUAAAAAAUUUGGUGAAAAUUUUAGGGAGCGGCAUACAUUUAUCGGUGGUAAAGAGAACAUAUUUGUGCCUUCUGCAAAAAGGAUCCUAAGGGAUAAUAAGAGUGCGAGCGAUUCCUUGUAUAUGGAUAAUCCAAACGGGGUUCUCGACGAUUAUACAGUGUUCAGCAAUGGCGUUACUGCCAAGGUCAAUCUCUUGGAGAGGAGUUGUUCUUGUCGGAAAUUUAACUUGGUGAAAAUGUCGUGCAAACACGUGAUGGCAGCUUUGCGAGCAAAGUACGGCGAUGACAAACAUUAUGGUAACUCUAUCUACGAGUACUCUUCGCCAAUUUAUAAAGUUGAAAGUUACUCCUCGCAUACUCGGAAGUAA
This is a messenger RNA of Capsicum annuum, 453 nucleotides long. RefSeq lists its product as uncharacterized. The record is from RefSeq and is a predicted model, not a curated record. The transcript has a single exon. Gene Ontology annotation, molecular function: zinc ion binding. NCBI's taxonomy places the organism in Eukaryota, Viridiplantae, Streptophyta, Magnoliopsida, Solanales, Solanaceae. The coding region runs from base 1 to 453 and encodes 150 amino acids.